AGCCAUUGGGUAGAGCACGGCGUUGUCUCCACCCUUUCAACCACAAAGGGGAAUAGCUACAUGAAUACAAGCGCUUGCGCCUUGCUACCCAAAAGCGUAGCAGAUGUUGGUUACAGAGAGCCCCUCUCCAGCACCGCAGGUCAAUGGACGUGUUUCAGUGCCUGCUGCUCACCCUCCUCCUCCUCCACCAAGCGACGUGCUCCAGUGACGGGGAAGAGAUGAUCAGGGCUGUGGGCAUGUCCGUCACCUUCUCCCUCCCGAACCUGCAUGAAGGACCUGUAGCCUGGAGCUUUCAGAAUGAAAUCAUACUGAUCAUUAAACUCGGCAAUCCUCCUGAAGUCUCGUAUUUUGAUGGCAACUACAAGACGCGCUUGGCUUUCCCCAAUAACGGCAACGCCUUCACCAUCUUCCAGCUGAGGACGAAUGACUCCGGUACCUACACCGCACAGAUCAAAACCCGAAAAAUCACCUUCACCCUACACGUGUACAGGCAACUGACGGUGCCGACGGUGACCUGCGUGGGGCAGAACUGCUCGGCCGACAGCUGCCACUACACCCUGCACUGCACCAUGCCGGGCUCCAGCUCCGGCAACAUCUCCUACAGCUGGAGCCAGGGGGGUUUGCCGUGGAACGAGGGGCCCACAGUGCUGGUGGAGGAGCCACGCCUGGCCAAGCUGCCGCCGCUCACAUGCAUGGCGCGAAAUCCUGUCAGCAGCAGCAACGCCACUGUCAUCUCGCCCGCUGUCCUCUGCGCAGAAAACACAACCCACCCUCCCACCGUCGGCACCUACUCCAGCAGCUUUCUUGGAAUCAUUAUGGGACUGGGGCUUGGCGCUCUCGUGCUUUCAGCACUCAUUCUCGUCGUGAUCUACUAUAAACACAAAGGCAGGAGGAUCUGCCAUUUGACUGCAGCUGAGGCUACAGACACAGAGGCUGGAGCAGAAUACACGACUGUCUAUGCCCAAGUCGGCCCUUCCCAGCAGAUGCACCUGCAGAGUUCCUCUCGGGCGCAGCAAGAGAGCCCGAAGCAGAUGCCGACCCCCGAUUUGGAGGCCAGCAAAACCAUCUAUUUGACUGUCAAGGCUACGGGCCAGACGGAUGAUGAGAAGAUGAGCAACGGCAUGCAGAGGUGAUGGGAGCGGGAUGAGAAGAGCCUCUGCUCGUCAGCCAGCAAGCCAGACCCUGCAGCACAGCCCAGGAAUGGAUCCGGUGCAUCCACGAGCCUGCUCUGAGCACGGUGCUCCCCUCUGCCCGGCCCCGGCCUGUCGGGCUGCAGCAAUUCGCUUCCCUUCCCACUGCUGCUGCUUCCGAUUAACCUGUUGGCAGAGGUCCCCAGCCAUCCACGUGAGGAUGUAAGUGCCCCCUAAGCGCAGGCUCGUCUGGCGCGGGAGCUCUGCCCCUGUUUUGGCAUCCACAUGGAGUUUGGGCUCCUUUUCCCACACCUUCGCGACCGGACCCAGGAACACGGAGCAAAACUGUGGCUGCAAACCCACAGAACUGUGGUGCAAGGACAUGAACGGAUGCUCCUGGGAUUCACCCUGCAGCACCUCUUGGUGCAGAGCCUCAGGACGAGAGGAUGGGAAAACCUCUUAAAUCCUUUAAAAAUUUGUUUUCUUUUUCUAUUCUUUAAAAGCACAGAAGUACUCAGCAAAUACUUUGGCUGCUUCAUUUGUUAGCUAACCCAAGAGAAACCAAACGCUUUGUGGUAGAAAGCUGAAUAAGGAAACACAUGUGCCUUUGACCAGGUGCACACACCCAGGCUGCUGUGGUUUCCGUACCAGCUGCUUCCCCAGCGCUUGCUGCUCCUGGGCCUGCCGGGGACCUUCCAAACCUCACAGUACCCCGGUACUGUGCUCAGCACCGCUUUGUGCCGCCAGCGAGCUGCUUGCCGUCCUCCGAGAUGCUGCGGGGCUGUGCCGGGGUCCAGGGACAGGACGUGGGCCAGGCUUGGAAGAAAACAGGACAAGGAAUGGGGUUGGCGCCAUUCUGCUCCACUCCUUUGAUCUGUUUGUCUAUGUGAGAUUUUAUUCUUGGAUUAAACACUUGUAUGAGAAGUGCUGUGUUUCCGGAGUUAGGCGGCCUCCUGGCAGAGCUUUAGGGCGGGGAGCAGCUCUCCGAGCGAUGCAGGGAUGCUGCAUGGCUGCAUCCCAGCGGGACGCGUGUCCUGCAGCAGGGUCUGCGUGGGUUCACCCCGAGCUGGGACUUACAGGGACCUGGGUGCCCAGCGAGCAGGGCGCAGGGCGCGUCCCCACCCUCCCCCUCCCCAAACCCACCCGGAGCUGGCAACUGAGCAAAACAUGCACGUUGGCAUCAAUUUUCCGGUGCCAAUGGACAGACAGAUGCCGCCCGCGCUGGGAAGCCUCUUCCUGUGCGUGCCGCUUCCCCCUGCUCUUUGUCUUGUCUGUGUGGAGAGUAAAUUAUUCAGGGAUGAAGACGGAGAUUUCUUUGAAGUGCCUGGCACAGGAGAGCCCUCUAGGAGCUGCUGGAAUAAAAAUGCAAGACUCAUCUGAGCUCAAUUUCUGCCUGCAUAUUAUUUUAGGUGAAAACAGUCCAUUAUGGACGAGCCUGUGGAGUAAUUUGUUUGUUCUUUGCAUUUUCACAGUGUGUGACAAGC
Messenger RNA from Phalacrocorax carbo (great cormorant), 2614 nucleotides. The record is from RefSeq and is a predicted model, not a curated record. NCBI's taxonomy places the organism in Eukaryota, Metazoa, Chordata, Aves, Suliformes, Phalacrocoracidae.